Messenger RNA from Eubalaena glacialis (North Atlantic right whale), 549 nucleotides. RefSeq lists its product as uncharacterized. The record is from RefSeq and is a predicted model, not a curated record. Lineage: Eukaryota; Metazoa; Chordata; Mammalia; Artiodactyla; Balaenidae. The transcript is spliced from 2 exons. Bases 1 to 549 code for a protein of 182 amino acids.
AUGCCGCCGCCGCCGCCGCCGCGGGCCGGCCCGCGCCCCUCGGUGACCGCGGCCGGAGAGGCCGGAGCGCCCCGGGCCGGGGCGGCUGUACGCGGGGCGCGGGGCGCGGGGCGCGGCGCGGGCGCGAGGCUAGGGGCCGAGGCCGGGGGCCAGAUAGGCUCGCAUGCCCGGCCCGCCGCCCUCGCCUCGCCUCGCCUGGCCUGGCCCGGGGCUCGCCCGCCUGUGCCCGCGCGGCGCCGCAGCCUCCGGCCACCUGUUCGGCGUGUCGUCGCGCUCGGCGGCGGGGCACCAGGGCGCCGCAGCCCUCGGCCUCCCGCAGCCUCUCUGGAGCUCCCCUUCCUUUGUCGCUGUGAACCCCCCUCCUCGGGCUGGAGGGGCCCGGGCGGAACCGCACUGACUCCUCGCGCCCCGGAGGGCUGGGUGCUCCCGCCCGGUUACCCCCGCUCCCGCCCCCGGAGGCCAGCCUGCGCGUUACCAGCAGAAAUGAGGGGGCUGCUCUGCGGGGAGGCCUUUCUCCCGAGGCCACUACUGACCUUGAAGCUCCUGUGA